Molecule: messenger RNA, 2518 nt
Organism: Mercurialis annua (annual mercury)
Lineage: Eukaryota; Viridiplantae; Streptophyta; Magnoliopsida; Malpighiales; Euphorbiaceae
Product: serine/threonine-protein kinase PCRK1-like
Exons: 5
Coding region: 470-1756 (428 amino acids)
Biological process (GO): protein phosphorylation
Molecular function (GO): ATP binding; protein kinase activity
Source: RefSeq, a predicted model, not a curated record
AAUGAAGAUACGAUUAUCUAAUGAAUCCCAAAUUCCAUUUACUCUAUUGACUUUAGACUUUUCUUCUCUCUAACACUCUGGUCCGGGUUGUAUCUCAUUUUCAAACGACCCAUUCAUAUUUUGGCGUGGUUAAGUUUUUUAAACUGUGGAUGAUCCGGUCUUUCAUUUUUUAUUUGAUGGCUCCGCUCAGCCUAAGCUGACUUGCAUCUGUUGAGUUGCCGUGUGAGGAAUGGUAUUGAAAAGGAAAGAAACCAUUUUUCUUGCUUUUACAAGUCUUCUUAGUCACAUACUCUAAUUGGGUACUUCUCAGAAAUUCUAUAUGAGUCUUGUGUUUUGCUAAGUUUAGCAAAAGUUGCUGCAAAUCCAACAACAUCUCAAAUUUGUGGGCUUCUUUUUCUGGAAAAAAAGUUGAAGAAUUUAUUAGUUACCUUCAAGUUGACUGCCUUGAUUUCAGUUAGGAAAUUGGUGCAUGGGAGUUAGUUGGGGGGCUAUGAAGUGUUUCUCAUUUUACGGUGGAAAUAAAAGGGAUGAAUCAAAGACUACACAUUCGGUCUCAGCCCAAUUCGCCAAUUCUACUUUUGCUGGAAGAUCUGGUGAUUUUAAUUCUCAAGAUGUCUCUGCAACCAGUUUGGACUCCAUCAGUAGGCCCUCAUUUCCUAGCAUGUCUCAAAGACCAAGCAAUCUGAGAGUGUUCACUGUCUCUGAGCUUAAGUCCGCCACCAGGAACUUUAGCCGUUCAGUCAUGCUCGGAGAAGGUGGAUUUGGUUGUGUGUAUCGAGGGUCUAUUAAGACCACAGAGGACCCAACUAGAAAGCUUGAGGUUGCAGUGAAACAGCUUGGUAAAAGAGGGAUGCAGGGCCAUAAAGAAUGGGUCACAGAAGUGAAUGUUCUUGGAGUAGUCGAGCAUCCAAACCUUGUCAAGUUAGUUGGUUAUUGUGCUGAUGAUGAUGAAAGAGGUAUCCAGCGCCUUCUGAUAUAUGAAUUUUUGCCUAAUGGAAGUGUUGAGGAUCAUUUGUCCGUACGGUCUGAUGCACCGAUCCCAUGGGCCAUGAGGUUGAGGAUAGCCCAAGAUGCUGCUCGUGGGUUAACGUACCUGCAUGAAGAUAUGAGUUUUCAGAUCAUCUUCAGGGAUUUUAAAUCCUCAAAUAUCCUUCUAGACGAUCAGUGGAAUGCUAAACUGUCAGAUUUUGGGCUGGCCAGGUUGGGACCUUCGGAAGGGCUGACCCACGUUUCAACAGCGGUUGUGGGGACCAUGGGAUAUGCAGCUCCCGAAUACAUUCAAACUGGACGUCUCACUUCUAAGAGUGACGUUUGGAGCUUUGGGGUGUUUCUCUAUGAACUCAUCACAGGUCGCCGUCCUUUGGAUAAAAACCGACCCAGGAAUGAGCAGAAGCUCUUGGAAUGGGUGAGGCCAUACCUAUCAGAUGCAAAAAAGUUUCCGCAAAUAUUGGACCCAAGGCUCGAGGGAAGGUAUCCCUUAAGGUCAGCUCAAAAGCUUGCUACUAUCGCAAACCGAUGCUUAGUCAGAAACCCCAAGGCUCGUCCAAAGAUGAGCGAGGUCUUGGAAAUGGUGAAUAGAAUUGUGGAUGCAUCAUCAGAAACAUCAAGUCCACUUUCAUCAUUCGGAAAUUCAAUGUCUAUGGAAAAUUCACGCGAAAGUAGAAAGAAAAAUAAAAGAAGAAACAUAGAUUUGAAAGGCAGAGACAGUGGCUGGUUUGCUCGCAUUUGGACUCCAAAGCAUGUCAGAACACGCUGACUAUAAAACAUUGACAAAUGCAUGUAGAGGUAGGUCUUUUGGCCUAAUCAAUUGGUUACUCCAUGAUAUACUUUGUUAUUGAGGCUUCUGCGAUUCGUCGUGUAUUGACUAAGAAGCUAAGUCUAUGCUAGAUUUUUAUAUGGAGCAAGUUCUCAUGCUAACGCUGAACCGAGCUAUGAAAACAAACUUCCCAUUUGAUAAUACAAUGUUUCUGAGUCCUAUGUUGCACAAAAAAAUUUCGAGUCCUACACUUGUGACUUGUUUCUGUUUUCAAAAAUAUUUCUAAAAGUCCGAAACUUUUUAUAUUUAUAACCUAUUCAUUAAAAAAAUUCAUUUUGUUGUUUCCUGUUUCGAUAUCUUUACUUCCGUGCAGCCUAGUUUGUUGGAAGAUGCUAACUUUGUUGUGAUAUUAUCCUUUGUAUAUACUACAUUUCUCUUUCGGUAGAUCUUGUAACCAUAUUACACGUUAAGAUCCAGCAAUCAUGUUCGAUAAGAAUAGUGUUACCCCGUGCAGCCGUGCUAGUUAUGUAUCGACUAAUUUUCUCGGCCGGCUAGGUUGGCUCUUUCAAGAUGAACUUGUAGUAGGAUUUGUUUAGUGAAGCUACCUCACAGUUUUUUUUUUUUUUUUUUGCUUAAUAUGUGUUUGUUUGUUUUUAAAUUAUGUUGUCAAGGUGACCAAGUUGUAAUGCUUUGGUACACUCUAAUCUUUUUUUACUGUAAUGUAUAUUGAUCAUACUCUGCAUGAUUGAACUUUCAACUAAA